UUCUCUUUGCCGUUUUCCCCACAGACUGACUGGUUCUGAUUUAUUGCGCUGUUCCCUUCUACGUAAAGACAUGGAGCACCUUUUUCUGAUGAGACUGUGGUGAGACCGGUGCAGCCCUGUCACGCCCACAGCGACCCCUUUCGGCCCGGACGGCCCACCACGCCCCGGCGCCUAUGAAAGGGUACCAUGUCAGCCGUAGCAUGUCUCAGCAUUCCUCUGGUGGUGGCGGAGGAGGGCCCUGCCACUGUACGCCAGACGACUGUGACGGCCCAGGCAGAGAGUACUACCAUGGACGUAGCGACGGGCACUACUACUCGGGUGGUCCAACCGAUGCUCUGGCACUGGAGAGGCAUCACUCCCACUCUCAUUCACACGCACACUCGCACUCCCAUAGCCACUCUGGCACCUUUCCCCGCUCCCACCCCAGCCAGCACCCGGCUCUCCAGUCGUUCGACUCCUGCGAGGAAUGCCUGUCUUCGGGCCAUGGGGGAAAGAUGCAUCGGAUUCCUCCAAACCUAAUGGACCAGUUUGAGAAACAGGUUCCCUUCCACCCAGACGGCUUCCACACCCUACAGUACCAACGCACGGCGAGUGGCGGGGCCGAGCACCGCAGCGAGAGCCCCUCUCGUAUUCGCCACUUGGUCAACUCUGUCCAGCGCCUCUUCGCCAAGUCUCAUUCCCUUGAAGCACCCACCAAAAGGGAGUACAAUGGCAUGAGGGGCAGCGGGGAGUACCGGGGUGACAGAGGAGGGGGCCACAGAAGCGGCGGGGAGGAGGUUCACUACUCAGGCCACCAGUCUCGCUCGACCAGGAGGAGCAAGUCGCGAGAGCGCAGCAAAAGCGGUGACUCUCGGCACGAGUCAGGGCGACGUCACCGCAGCCGGACGGCCGGCUGGUGGAGCUCCGACGACAACCUGGACAGCGACAGCAGUUUCUUGGUCAGCGGGGGCAGACGGGGUUAUCCCACUGGACACGAGAGUCUGGAUGCCGCCAUUCAAGAGCUCACCAUGAAGAAGCCAAAGGAGCGAAGCGGAGGACCCGGAUCCGCCGAGUGCAUGGCCUGCACCACCAUGGCUCUGACCGGCGGCGAGGGCGGCGGGCACCAUGGCCACCACGGUCACUCCCUGAAGCGGAGCACCUGGUCGGCCAUGACAGUGAGUCAGGCCAGGGAGGUUUAUCCUUCCACCAGGGGAGGAGGUUACGAUAAAGCACUGGUGCCCUUGGAGAACAAGCUGAAGGAGAGAUCAUUCCACUACCUGCAGGUCCCCUCAGAGGACUGGGGGGGCGGCGGCUACGGCGGCUCGGCCGACAGCGGCGGUGAGAUCCCGUGCCGUCGGAUGCGCAGCGGCAGCUACAUCAAGGCCAUGGGCGACGACGACAGUGCAGACUCGGAGACGAGCCCUAAAGCCUCGCCCAAAUCCACCUUGAUCGCCCAGAGGGACGCCUUCAGACGCUCCAUAAGCAUGGAUCAAAGGUACUCCUGUAAGCAGUGCACAGAUUCCUACCCAAACAGCAGAACGGCGCCUAAAACCCACACUCGCUCUCGCAGCUACACUCGCUCUCUGACCAGCUCACAGCUGGGAGACACGUUGAACCAUCAGUUCGAGACGGUGUGCGAAACCAUGUUCGGCGAGGUGGAGUCGCAGGCCGUCGAGGCCCUGGAUCUCCCCGGCGUGUUCCGGACCCGCAGCCACAGCUACGUGCGCGCCAUCCAGGCGGGCUGCUCCCAGGAUGACGACUGCCUCUCCGUCUUCUCCAUGUCUGGCCCCCAGGGGAGCAUCAAGGGCGGGGCCGUCUGUCCCUUCUUCUUUCCUUAUCGUAAAGGUGCUCCCCCACCGCUCCCACCUCGCAUGUCCAAGUCUUCUCUCUCGGUGCGCGCCCAGAGCAGCACUGAGUCCACCCAGGACGCCUACUUCCAGAGCGGCGGACAAAUGGCUCCGGGCACCGGGCGCCCCAAGCAGCACAGCAACUCCAUAGACCUCGGUGGCUCCGAGGGGCCGUCGGGUCGCGCCUCCAGGGGGGGCUACUACACGUCCGGUGGGCCCGGGCGCUCCCGUCAGCACAGCAACUCGGCGGAGAGCCUGGACGGGGUCAGGGGUUCCAGGGAGCUCGUGCCCUACGGAGGGGGGCCCGGUGUGGGAGUCAGGGCAAAGCACAGCUGCUCAGCCGACAGCCUGCUGGAGGGGCCGCCACGGCCGGCGAGGGACCGGGACGGCCGGGUCGGCGGCGGCAGCCUGGGGAAGUCGUCCUCACUUCCUCAGAACAACAUGAUAGUGAGUAAGAUGGGCGGGCAGGACGACGGGCGCGCGGCCAGGAAGUGGAGGCCGUCCAUCGCCGUGCAGGUGGACAGCUCGGAGACUCUGUCCGAUUCCGACACGGAGGGAAAAGCUCUCACCGAGGUUCACUCCAUAGGAGUCCAAGUGGAAGACGAGAAAAGGCGGGCUCGAUUCAAACGCUCCAACAGUGUGACGGCGAGCGUGCAGGCCGACCUGGACCCCGAGGGCUUCCCGGGGCUUAGCGUUGCUGUGCCAACACAGGACAAGAGUCUGCAGUUUGGCUGCUCCUUCCAGAGGCACUCGUCAGAGCCAGAGUCCGCGUCGCAGUACGCAGAGUGCCACCGCACCGUCCACACGCAGGGCCAGUGGGCUUACAGAGAGGACCUCAUUCAGGGCAACUACACCACCGAAGCUUGCCAAGUGGACACAAGGCCCCACCAGCACCCACACCUGCCGCCGCGCUCCCACUCCCCCCUGCCCAUUACCGCGGAGCGCGCCUGGACGGCCACACCGUCCCUGGAAGGCCCGCGCAGCCUCCCCGACUCGGGCCGGGCCUCGCCCUGCAUGAGGGACGGAGAGUUCUUCCUGCGCCUGCUGCAGACGGAGGUGGAGAGGAUGGAGGGCUGGUGUCAGAACAUGGAGAGGGAGGCGGAGGAGAAUGAGCUUCCAGAGGACGCUCUUGAGCUAAUUCGAAGCGCAGUUGGCAGUGCACAGAUGCUCAUGUCUCAAAAGGUCCAGCAGUUCUUCCGCCUCUGUCAGCAAAGUAUUGACCCAUCCGCCUACCCCCAGCCCACGUCGCAGGACCUGGCGUCCUUCUGGGACCUGCUCCAGCUCAACAUAGAGGACGUAAGGGUUAGGUUUCAGGACCUCCAGAAGCUCAAGGACUCUGGGUGGAGGCUCCCACCUGACAAGAAGGAGGAUAAGAAACUUCCUCCGCCCCUACCAAAGAAGCCGGCGGGCGGGGUGAGCGGCAGCCUCCGGGCCGAUAGCGUGGGAGACGGGGUCUCCGGGAGCGCUGGAGGCGGCCCGGGGGGGCUGGUGGUGCCCCGCGUUGGAGGGCACACCCUCCCCAUCAGGGAGAAGUCCCUGGACCUUGGAGACCGUCAGAGGACAGAGGCACGAAGGAGGCUGCUGCAGACCAAGCGUACCGCCUCCUUCAGGCAGAACUCGGCCACCGAGAGCGCCGACAGUAUCGAGAUCUACAUCCCCGAAGCCCAGACUCGACUCUGAACCCGUGACAGCACUCGCUUCCCCCCCCUCACCCGAUCUUCUGCGAGUCAUUGCUGUUUAUACGCUAUGACCCAUCGCCAAUUUUAGCACUUUCCAUCAACUUCUGUCAUCCUACAUUAUUACCUAACAAGCAAUGACAGCCAUUUUAGUGUCUUGAAAUUCAAACCACUUUACCGAGGCAGAGGCCUAGAGCCUGAGCGGUAUCUAGCCGAAGACGUUUUUACUUCCUUCUUAGACAGAAUUUCUUUUUAAAUAUAUAUAUACAUACAUAUAUAAAUAUAUAUAAUCACUGGCUGAAACCAAGUCAGAAAUCUUUUGUAAAACUAGGCAGCAGAGGUUCACGCAGUAGCAUGCCUGUGCGUGUUCACUUGGCACAAAAAAGGGCUUAACAGGCAGUAGACCUCUGAGGAAAUUCUCCCCACACCUCCCACCCCUGAUGCCGUUCGGAGCGAAACCGACUUACGGGCCACUUACGGGCUUUCGCCGAUAACAGCUCAGCCGAGUCGAGAUCUAUUGAUUUCUUGAGCAUCCUCAGUUGGCUCCAAGAGCAUCCCUGAGGAAAUAUCAAACACAGAAUCCUUAGUCCCUCUUCCCGUCUGUCCACACAAGCACCAAGUCACAGAAUAUGGACCAAUUUCACGUCUCACUCUGUUGAUGCUUUCGAACCACCUGUCCAUCAGCAUCGGACGGCGAGGCUCUCCUAUAGUUGUGUUUGCCAAAAGGAGCUUCUUCAGUGUAGCAUCACAGACAAAAAGAAAAAAAUCAAACUCCUUGUGCAGUCUCUGAAGUCUCAAGAAGAGGAGGGUUUGGGAGAGUUUUUACAUGGAAUUAUUUCAGUGGCUUUUCUGGACUUACUUGAAGAUGCUCCCCCUUCUUUUUUUUUUACACUGUGAGAGUAGAGCACCACCAAGUGGUCAAAAGAGAAUCCUGCUUCAACAGCAGUGGUCUUUACAGUUUCAAUAUAUCUUAUUCAGGAACAAGUAAACACCCCUUAAUGAAACAGCCAUUGAAGUGGUCGGGACUGCUAUCUUCCCCUCUGAAACCCUUUCUUUCUUUUGAAUAUUGCUUGGACAGACUUUACUAUCGUGUUUAUUUGUAACUAAAUAUGGGUUUUUAAGUAAAAGAAGAGCAGCAGCUUGAAUUUUCUGCAGGAUUUUAUCACCCAACGUUAUUUUGUUUCCCUGACGGCGUUGACGAAAUGAGGAAUGAUUUCGUUUUGCUGGCAGAUAAAAUGAGGCCUAACUGACCUUAAAAUAUCCUUCCAAAGAAUCACCAAGUCGAAUCAGAUUGGGAUUAUCUCCAAAAAAAAAAAGUGGUAUUUUAUAGCUAUGCUGGGAAUGUGAAAUAUGUGAUAUGCGUGGAGCUACGGUGCCUUGCAAACAUUCAUAUCUGGUGAACUUCUUCACCUUCUUUUCAAGUUACAACCAUAAACUUCAGUGAUGGACAUCAAACCAGCAUCCCUCAGCAUCCUGCUCGAGUGACGUGUUUUCCAUCACAGGGUGUUUUGUUUGUAGGGACUAUUUUCAGUGUUGUUAUCAUCUGGUCUGAAGUGAACAGCAAGCAGGACUUCUUGUUUUUAUUUCAGACGCUUCUAUAAAAGUUGAAUCUUCUAUUUUUGGUGUCAAUUUCUUCCACUUUCUCAGUUGCUGUUCUGCAUCCUCUAAAGCUGCCAUGAGCCUCUUGGCUGCGUCUCGGAUUAAUGUUUUGCUUUUUUUUCAUUUAUUAUGUGAAAACUUAAUAAAUGUGAAAACUGUUGCAUAAAAACCCCAAAGUACAGAAAUUCACUGAGGUUUGUGGUUGUAACAUGACAAAAUGUGGAAAAGUUAGAGAAGCAUGAAUGGUUUUGCAAGGCUUUGUAUGUUGUUUUUUAUUUUUUUUUAUUAAUUUACCUCCUGAAACAGGUCUAAAUUAUUUCACAAAGUUAACUUUUUUUGAAGGAUUCUUAUCAAAAAUGCGUUGGUGUUUUCUACGACUGUUGGCUCAUAACGUGAACGCACUUGAGUAACUUAAUAUGAAAGUCUGUGUGAAUCCCAGUUAACACUAAAGAGUCAAAAUGUAUGGAGUAGAGAGAUGACAAAAUGUCAGAAUUUGUAAGCAUGAAGUGUUCUUUCUUUCCUUUAAUUUUGGUUGGGAUACGUUGGAAAUAUGGGAUAUUUUAUUGGAAAAUGUAUAUUUUAUAAUAUAAACUACAUUUCUAGAUUAGUAGAGAUUAUCGAGAACAGUACAUGUACAAAGAUCAUAUAUCAAAUGUGAAACACUGCAGUAUUGUUACGAUAGAUCAUAGCUGUGUGGCAUAUCCAGACUGAGUCCAUGUGAAGAAGACUUUCAAACGGCUCUUAUUAUCUUGAAAUUGUGAGUCAGGUUCACAGGGUAUCUCUGGCAAGAAAGGUGGUUGCCAAGGACGAUCCUUCCUUAGGCCUAUUUAAAUAUCUGUGUGUGGUUCUCACAACUUGUACUGCUGUUCCCCUUUCCUCCCUGUAUCUCCUGUUUAGAACCAACUACAUGUGCCUAACCAGCUAUGUGUGGAGGUUUCCUUUGAACACAGUUUACACUUUGAAUAUAUACAUAAAUAUAUAGAGAGAGAGAUAAAGAGAGAGAGAGAGGGAGAUGUAUAUAGAAAUGUAUGAAAUUUGAAGAGUAUUGUUGGAAAAAAAAUUUUUUGACUUCCUGAAUCUCCCUCAUGUUGCAAUACACACCUGUGAGACUGGCACACUUUGUCGAUAUGGAACACUGCAUGCUUUCUGACGGCCUCCUCUGAACAAUUUAGCAGAGUCUCAUUUUGGAGAAGAAACACGUAUUUUGUAGCCUUUAAAUCUUUUUCUUCUGUGUGAUUGGGGGAGGGGUGAAAAAAGUAAUUGCUAGGGUUUUACAACGCAGUUAUUCCGACGAAUCACACGUUUGUACAAUUCUGACCUUUUAGAGACAAUGAUACAGACAUCCUUGGAAAUGCCAACCAGUGUUUUGCUUUUUGGACUUCAGCAGGUGAAUCUUAACAACCUCCUUGUACAAACGAGGUGCCCCGGCAUUGAAAACAACGAGGGCCGUCGUGUGGAAUGCGUCCGCAGCAACGCGAGUUGCGGAGCCGCCUUCUCUCUAUUUUUUUUUUUGCGUCCCUCUCUGCGUCCGAUACCGCUAAAACCUGAUGACAUCCGUGCGGUGCCCGCCGCAGGCCCUCGUCAAACGAAGCACAAAGAACUGCUCUACUACUGUUACGCCACUGUGACGGACUCUUGACCCCACCCUCACUAUCCUCAGUCCUACAUGCGAGGGGGGUGGCAAAGUCUCUGGAUCACACAAGUUGCCCUUGAGGGACACCAGGAUUUAAAGAGGCUUUUGUUGGAUUUUUAUCCACAGUAGCAACCACGACUACUUUCAUUCGUGCCGACUUUCUUCUCUCUGAGUUCUACAAGUUGAGGUGUCAACCAGCCGCACCUUGCCUUGAAAUAGGUCCAUAGCAAACACAGUUUUUGUGGUUGUGAUUUCCGUUUUAUUUAUUUGUUUAUUUAUUUAUUUAUUUAUUUUUUGUUCUAUAUAAUCUAUCUAUCACAUCAGCAUCGUACAAAUCACAGUUCCUGGUUGUGUUGUAACAUUAUCUCAGCACUGACAAAACACAGCAAUCAAGCUAUCUUAAGCCUUUCUUCCCACAUGGCCAGACAAAAUCUGAGUACCUCAGUUUUUAGCAAGUGUCCCUCUGUCCUCAGGGGAUUUCCUAAACCCACCCUAAGACCCUAAUAAUACGAGGCUACGUUAAUCCUCGCAGGAGUGUUUUGCUGAUAUUCUCAGAUCGAGACGGGGAGAAGGAAGAAAAAAUCUCUCGCUGCUCGAGCCCAGAUUCACUGUUAGCCAUUUAUUUCCCCAAGACUAGGAAACAGCGUGAGUCAGUGUGGUGGCAGAGGCAGCAGCUUAAUUGUAGCCGAUUUGUGUGUGUGCUGCAUACUGUGCUUCUGGAACAAAGCCAAGCUGGAGGCCUGUGGUAGCAGCAGAUUUGAGUUUUAGUUGACAUUACUGUAAGGCAGAGCUGCUCUGGAGUUUGAAGCUAGCUUAUGUCUGUGGUGGGGGGGCUAGCUAGCCCUGGGCGCUAGCUAACCAUGUUCAUGAACUUCACUGUCAAAAAGAAACCAAACUGAUGUGUUGUGGAGAUAGUUUUAUAAACCAAUAGCCUGCUUAGUCUUCAGUCACUGCUUUUAAUCAACUGUCAGCAACAGGGAAUGUUGUGAUAGAAGUUGGUAAAGCUAGUGGCAGCAUUGCUUUCAGUGAAACACAUAGUACUUCAAAAGUCCCGUUUUUACUCCAAAGUGGAAAUAUUCAAAAUUAUUUAUAUUAAAGACAAAUCAUCUGGAACACCCAGUCAGAUUUGUUAGCUGGAAAGCAGUGAAACUCCUCACCCAGAUAAAUUUAAUAUUCAAUAUGGCUGCCAAGUGUUAAAAAAUAUGUAAUAGUAACGGGCUGUUUCUUUGCUACGAUGAUUAACAAAUCUGUCGUAUGGACUUCCCUUAGCGAGAAUGUUUCUGAAACCUUUAUAAAGCAUAAUUUAUUUGCUAUAAAAUUAGCUUGGGGAAAAAAAAUCAAAAAGCUAGAAGGCUUACAGAAGGUAAAGUUUGAUGUAGAAAAUGUGUGGCUAAAAAUAUUGGUUGAUAUUAGAUACAUCCAAGGCCUGUAUAGAUUCUACUUUUAAUCAGAGCUAUCCUGAAUCAAACCUAUAACCAACAAUUAACUUGUGACAGUUACGUAACCAGCUAAUGAUUGUAUAUGGGCAGCUUUUGUAGCCCAUUUACUGUCUAAGCGGGACAUUAUGUAACUGUAGUUUGUGCAGUAGUUACACUGCAAACUUGAAAAGCUUUCUGACUUGCAACUGUAACGUGGUCAACUCUAUUGUGAGGUCCUAAUCAGAUCUACUUUUUACAAAACUUGAAAGCACUUUGCUACGACUAGUGACUAAUGCUAACAAUUGUAUCCUGGAGGGAUAACUUAAUAAACAACCAGCAGAAAAUAUGACUGAUAAUUAACCAAGAAUCAAUUCAAGUGACAAAUUUCCAUAUCUUCUACAAUUUCAGAUUUCUCUCAUUCAUUGAUUUUUGCUGGCGCCCAUGUGUACAGUCAUGGCUGGAAACUUGUUUAAUAUUCAAAUUACAUGUGAGGAUCCUGAAGGUGCUUAUCUACAUAAGAAAAUUAUUCAUAAUUGCACAUAAGUAUCAUCUUCAGUGACUCCCGCGUGUGCAAGCAGAACUUUGUAUUUGGCAUGUUAUUGGCAGACCACACCAUAGGCAGGGAGUUAAUUACAGACCGUAAACGCCUUCAGUUGCUAUUGCUGAAAAUCACUGAGCAUAAUUAGAAUCACUCUGAUUUAAUAAGAAACUUAAUGCUUUAAUUCAUACUGUGGCCAAACUACUGGUUGGUUUCUUGCCUAUGGUUUACUCCGCCCGCCCCCCUUCUCUGUUGCUCCAGAACAGGUCGGACUCGAGCAGAUGAUCAACUGAAACUCCAAUGUGCCUUUAGCACUGAGGUGUAAUUCUGUUUGUAUGUGUACAUGUGUGCAUAUGUAUUAACGCUGUAAUGUGGAUUUACAGGACACACACAGCUAACCAUGAGGGUAAGAGACAACUGAGCGAUUACUGUGUAAUUAUCAACAAAAUAUAUAUAUCUAUACCCUAACUUCGCCAUGUUUACAAAGUGUAAAUACCUGUUAUCAAUGGACAUUGCUUAUCUUAAAAUUACAUUUAUUGUUAUUAGAAUAUAAUUAAUAUGAUUACUGUCAUUAAAAGUUUUAAUUAGUGCCAUUACGAUCAUUAUUAAAUACAGUGUUGUUGAAUAUAGCUAUGAGUAAAAAUUGUUCUGUAGGCUGAUCAAGGGCAAGUCACGUGUAUAGCAACAAAAAUAUAUAAAUAUAUAGUUUAUUCUAUGUUCGGUUCAAUAAAUCGCUGCUAUUAAAGGGGAUGGAGCAGAAGAAGAGAAAGUUGAUUAACUCUGGGAAGACACUACCCCCCCUCCCCCCCUUCUGGGCUCAGUGAUGCACACUCCACCAGAGAGGUGAGGAAUCGCUGAAGGAAGUGAGCUGUGGGAGUGGACCGUCCUAACAAUAGAACCUCUUUCUCUGUGUGCUUUUACUCCACUUCGAACUCUCAGUGCCAGCAAGAGGAGGAAAUCAAACGGGGGGCCUCGAACCGAUGGAGACACUUCACACUCGUUAUUCAACUCUAUAAUGUAGCAACGGCAACAACAGCCCUUCGUUCUCGACUCCCUCCACGUCUUUCUUGUGUUAUCGGUGACCACUAUGAUUUAGAGCAAGUUUCAGCAUGGAUUCACUCGUUUUAUAUAUAUCAUCAACUCUGGGCCAAGACAGCAUAUUGUACAUACAAACGUUCAUUUUUGUUUGUUCUUCUAUGAGAACAGCUGACUCCAGCAGAGCAAUAGAGUCACAACAGAGUGUAAAUGUUUGUUACGCCACCAAGUGGUCGUCCACACGUGGUGCACGAGAACACACCAGGAAGUGGUGUCUGAAUUCAGUCUGAAGGCCGGUGAAGGCAGUGUAAACCAUGCUCCUGUUUUGUUUUUUUUUUUUUUUUUUUUUUAUCUUUCCUCCCACCGUUUUGUACAUACAAGUUUAUUUCUUGCUCUCAUGUUUUUAUGGAUCUAAAUGUGUCCAAACCGAAGCACGUUUGAUGGCGCUGAACCCGGAGAGAUGGCACACUGUGACGUGGUUUACUCCCAACACAGAAUGUAACACUUUCAACGUUGUCUGAACAUUUUCUAAUGGCUAAUAUUAUUACUAUCAAUAUUAUUAUGAUUAUUAUAAAGCUAUUUUAGCGAGUUAAAC
Poecilia latipinna (sailfin molly) is the source of this 10320-nucleotide messenger RNA. It is a transcript of the gene dlgap3, whose product is annotated as discs, large (Drosophila) homolog-associated protein 3. The coding region runs from base 174 to 3506 and encodes 1110 amino acids. The transcript is spliced from 13 exons. Gene Ontology annotation, molecular function: molecular adaptor activity. Gene Ontology annotation, cellular component: postsynaptic specialization; glutamatergic synapse. The record is from RefSeq and is a predicted model, not a curated record. Lineage: Eukaryota; Metazoa; Chordata; Actinopteri; Cyprinodontiformes; Poeciliidae. Gene Ontology annotation, biological process: signaling.